This is a messenger RNA of Aspergillus campestris IBT 28561, 2527 nucleotides long. RefSeq names its product SH3 domain-containing protein. The transcript has 7 exons. Bases 222 to 2402 code for a protein of 726 amino acids. Gene Ontology annotation, cellular component: cell tip; microtubule cytoskeleton. The record is from RefSeq and is a predicted model, not a curated record. Gene Ontology annotation, molecular function: protein binding. Lineage: Eukaryota; Fungi; Ascomycota; Eurotiomycetes; Eurotiales; Aspergillaceae. Gene Ontology annotation, biological process: establishment or maintenance of actin cytoskeleton polarity.
CUAUUGAUCGCGGCCGGAACCUUGUGGCCUUCGCUCUUUUCUAUACUCGUCGUUCUUGUCAUUCCUUCGAGUUCUCUGGGUCGUCAAAACCGCCGCGUUCCUUCCGCACUUUGAUCCAACACAAAAUUACCAAUUAAUGAAUCGCUCUUAAACUCGCGAGCUUUACCUCAACUUCUACAGAUCUCUCACUGCUUUCUAUAAAAACCUCCAAUUCCAGCACCAUGGCGAGACCGAAGAUGGUGCGAGCGGACACCCUUGACCUCCAAGACGCGGAGGCACCAUCGGCGAAGGACCACACGAAGCAGGGUAGUAACGCGGCCAACACCCAGGGUACCCUUGCCCCCCACCAGGAACAAUCUAUCCGCCAUGCCGAUCAAGACUCGAAGUCGGAAAUGAAGCAAGGGCCCGGAGGAGUCUCGACGAACGGCGACGGAAUAGACAUGUAUGAUGACGAAGAUGACCUGGAUGGUGAUUUGAGACAUGGCCAUGACGCGGACGAUGGCGACAUCGGCGACGGGGACAGUGAUGAUAUGCUGGAUGACGAGUUUAUGGACAAAAUUUCUAGCUCCCCAUCGAUCGACGAUGAGGAUAUCGACUUUGAAUUCGUUUACGCCCUCCACAAUUUCGUCGCGACGGUCGAUGGACAGGCCAAUGCAUCCAAAGGCGAUACCAUGGUUCUUCUCGACGACAGCAACAGCUAUUGGUGGCUUGUUCGCAUUGUUAAAGAUGGCAGCAUUGGGUAUCUUCCCGCUGAGCAUAUUGAGACGCCAACCGAGAGGCUUGCUCGUCUGAAUAAGCACAGGAAUGUUGAUCUUUCUGCCACGAUGCUGGGAGACAACUCGGAAAAGUCUAAAAACCCGCUCAAGAAAGCAAUGCGACGCAGAAAUGCAAAGUCGGUUGCUUUCACUAGUCCGACCUACAUCGAAGCAUCCGAUGUCGAUUGGUCUACUGACGAGGAAGAUGAUGACGAUGCGUCCUUCGCUGAUGAGGACUUGGCGCGGGACGUUGUUGACGACAUUCAAGAAGAGCAAGACGAUGACAUUGUUGUGGAGCCCUUGAGAACUAAAUCACAGCGUGACAAGGUAUCCGAGGAAACGGAGAAGAUAGAUGAAGUGCAAGAAGCCGAUCCCUCUAGUCCUACUAAACCACGAUCGAGCCAGGACCUCCUGGAGCCUGAUGCCGAGAGCACUGUCAGCAGAUCGAGAAAUGGUACUGUGCGGAAUACGGACUCAUUCUUCAAAGAUGAGACAGUGGAAACGAAGAAGAUCUCACUUACUCCCAACCUUCUCCGAGAUGAGAACCGUGGCGGGCCUAUGUCACCUGAUUCGAAAGAGAGUCGUGGAAGCUUAGACACGCUGGACAAGGCAUCUAUCUACACAACCGACAAAGAGAAAGCCAAGGAAGACAAAAAACGCAAGGACAAGAAGGGCGGGAUGCUCAGUGGCUUGUUUAAGAGAAAGGAUAAGAAACCCAGGACUUCCGAAGAUGAGCCCGAGGACCUCGAGAAGGUCUCCGGCGAAUCAUCCCGAAUGUCACCACCGCCAAAGACCUCAAUGGAGUCGAUUUCUACCAUCUCUUCACCCGAGACGCGUUCUCCUAAGUCUGUCGCUGCCGUGCAAAGACAGACUGGUAAAUUGCAGAAGCCGUCUCCGGAGGCCGCUUCCCCCACCAAGCAGGAUUUCGAGUACACCUCUAGGGCACAUGAACGGAUCCCAGAGGAGGAGGAACCAUUAUCUCCGGACAUCCAAAAGCCAGACCAGACAAUUCGCCGUGUGGCGUCUGAGGAUGCUCAAACCGCUUCCCGGUCUCUCCAACAUGUUGGCACGCACGGAGAGGCUGUGUUGUCUUCUAUUGAUACGUCAAGGUCGCCAGCAAAGAACCAAAAAGACGAGCAAGAACUGGUUGAUAAACGGGCGUAUGUCCAACCGCAGUCUGUGAUGUCUCCGCCCCAAAAAUUCCCGCCAAGUCAGGGCUCAGAAAACCGGAACCAACGUUUGGACUCGCCUAUCCAUACAUCUCCCACGGUAUCUGGAGUUUCACCACUGGCACCAAGCAUGUCAUCACCGGGACGCUCUCCUUCUCCAGUCUCCCCGCCUCUGUCACCUGCCAGUGAUACUAUGGAUCGAAAAGCUAGCGACGCGACUUCUGUAUCGUUAUCUUCUGAGCUUCCUCCAUGGAGCGAUGCAAGCCUACGCUCGUAUCUUGACGAAGAAAAUGAUAUCCGCGAUCUGUUUAUUCUCGUCCAUGACAAUUCCAAUGUCCCACCUGCUGGUCCUGACCAUCCGAUAACCGGAAGUCUCUUCAAAGAAGAAAGCAAGAGGCUGAAGGAAAUGACCAGCCACUUGGACACCAUGCUAAGUGACUGGAUCACCCGGAAAGCACAGAGCACAACAAGCAAGUAAGGAUGGUUCGCACUCCGAAGAUACCUUUUCCUUUCUAUCUUUCUUUCUCUCUUUUUUCUUUCUCCCUUUUAUCUGGCUAGACUCGGGCCCGCGUUCCUAUGCAGCAAACGGCCUAGUAUUGGUUA